UAUAUCCUAAAAAAAAUACUUAUUUAAUAUUAAUCUUAAAGAAACUUAGAUUUAUUAUAUAAAGCGUCAGUGUAACCAUUAUGAUUCUGUUUAUGUGAAACUAAGUAGCCUCGCAGUGAUUUUCACAUAAUAUGAUGAAAAUUAAAUUGUUAAUUUAUUGUCUGUUGGUAGCUUUUACAGUGCUUAGCGUUAACUUUUGUGGGGUACUGACCGAUUCUACCAAUGAACUAAUUGUAAAUUUGGUAACUCCAAAAGGGCAGAUUCUGGGUCAUGCACUUCAAAGUUAUAAUGGUAACAACUAUUACGCUUUCCAAGAAAUCCCGUAUGCUGCUCCUCCAGUGGGAGACCUUCGAUAUCAGUUACCUCAGAGACAUCCAGGAUGGACCGGAGUACUAAACUGCACAAACAAUACAAAAGUAUGCCCUCAGCCUCAAUCAACUUACCUCGAGCAAGAUGAAGAUUGUCUUUUUGCUAAUGUUUAUACUCCUGUAAAACCUGGUUCUAAUAUCUUUCUACCUGUAUAUGUAUGGAUUCACGGUGGUGGAUAUGCCGUUUGGGAUGGUGGAUUCCAAAGGUACAAUCCAUCAUAUCUUAUAGAUCAUAAUAUGGUUAUUGUUACCUUUAACUAUAGACUAGGUGCUUUAGGAUUUCUGGCCACAGAUGAUUGUGUAAUACCUGGUAAUUUAGGCCUAAAAGAUCAAAAUUUUCUACUGAAAUGGGUAUCAGAAAAUAUUCAUUUAUUUGGUGGCGAUUCAUCCAAAGUUACCAUCGGUGGUGAGAGCGUUGGUUCAAGUUCAGUUGCUAACCAUAUUUUAAGCAAAAUGAGCACAGGUCUAUUUAGAGGAGGUAUUCAAGAAAGCGGAAGCGCUAUAAACUAUUAUAACUUUGUACCCAGCCCUAGUGUUUAUGCAUAUAAAUUGGCUCAAGUUUUAGAUAACUCAAUUAAACCAAAAACAACAAAUACAACAGAACUAUUGGAUUUUCUUAAAAAAGCAAAAGUUAGCGAUAUAAUAGCAGCAGAAGUGCAGUUUCCCGCUGUGGCAACGGGUGGAAUGCUACUCAGCGAUCUGAUCUGGGCUCCCACAUUGGAAAACAAUUGCACUGCAGAACCUUUUCUCUCUAAACCUAUGCACGAAGCCUUUAUAAAUGGAGAUUUUAAUCGAGUGCCUCUGUUAAUUGGUUUUUGUUCCGAGGAGAUGCUGUAUUUUUCACCGGCAUCCAUAACAACCAUUGCUUUUAAAAUUCCGACCUGGGAAGUUUUUAAUGAAUUAGCAGGAAAUUUGGAUCAGAACAUUGAACAUAUUGCGCAUGAUGAACUUAAUGUAGUUAAUUCAAAACGAUCUGAAGUAUCUGAACAAAUAAGACGCCUGUAUACAAAUUCGUCUUUUGCAAAUGAUUCGUAUGCUUAUAUAAAAAUUUCCAGUGAUCUCUAUUUUAUUCAUGGAAUCGUACGGCAAGCUGAAAUAGCAUCACAAUUUAUACCCGUCUACAUGUAUGAGUUUGAUUAUACUGCAGACAACACUUUCCCCUUUCCAGGGACUCAACACACUGAAGAACUUAGAUAUAUGUGGGGAAAUGUAGAAGAUCUUCCAUUUAACAAUACAUUUCAACCAAUAAUGAAAGAGCGCAUGUGUAGACUUUGGUCUAAUUUUAUUACUUAUCAGAAUCCGACACCAUCUAAAUGUGAUCCUAAAUUAUUAAAUCUUCAAUGGCCAACUGUAAAACCAACUAGCACCAAUUACGUUAGCAUAAAUAAAAAGUUUAGGACAUAUUCAAAUCCAAGGAGAUACAAUCACAUUAGGAGUAUUCUUCUGAAGUAUUUACAGAAUCCAAGAAUGGUCUACUGAUGUAUAAAAACUGUUGCAAAUAAAAUAAUAAUACGUACUCCUGUA
This is a messenger RNA of Diabrotica virgifera virgifera (western corn rootworm), 1892 nucleotides long. Its product is annotated as juvenile hormone esterase-like. The record is from RefSeq and is a predicted model, not a curated record. NCBI's taxonomy places the organism in Eukaryota, Metazoa, Arthropoda, Insecta, Coleoptera, Chrysomelidae. The transcript is spliced from 11 exons. The coding region runs from base 132 to 1847 and encodes 571 amino acids.